Haliotis rubra (blacklip abalone) is the source of this 9375-nucleotide messenger RNA. Its product is annotated as roundabout homolog 2-like. Lineage: Eukaryota; Metazoa; Mollusca; Gastropoda; Lepetellida; Haliotidae. The record is from RefSeq and is a predicted model, not a curated record. Gene Ontology annotation, molecular function: protein binding.
GACUGUUUCUCUCCACGAGGAAGAGUUCUGUUGUCAUACGGCAAGAGUGUAUCGUUCUUUCCAUUUUAUGCGUAUUGGCACAGGUUAUUUACGCAAAAGUGUUGUGUAUGUAUGGGAAUUUGUACGACCAGCGUUCAACACUGAUUAUAUACACGGAUUUGUGGUGUUUGUGAAUGGUGGUUGGAGAAGCAGGGAUUUAACACUGAAUUCACCGCGAUGUUCGUGUAGUCACCACGGAUUUUUAUCCGGAUAUAUUUUGCUCAUUUCAGAAAAUGUGAUCCCAAACAAUUCCUGGAUUCUUGCAAGACAAGAAGAUUCAGUGCAUCACAAAGGCUUGCGAUAUUGCAAACGGAUUUUAAAUUACCUCUGGUCCUCGAGUGAUGAAUCGCUCAACUCGGAAGGCGACUGAAUAACAUUGACAAGAUCUCACAGUGUGAGGAAUUACGUGUAUCGUUAACGGAGUAUCUUGUGAAACCUUUCCGAAGAAGGAAGAGAUGCAAAAGGCGGAUUACUGACUCGGGAUAUACAAAAACUGGGCUUGAAGGAGCAUUGGAUUAUACGCACAUUGACUGGUUGAGCUCAGCUUGAGCUCUGCUUCGGUCAGCUGACUUUUAACGAGCCUGCCGAAGCUAAUAGCGCUGGGAGAGGAAGUGUGUUCUCCCGGACUCACGUGCAAGAAAACAGUUGCUUUGUGGGAUAGCUUGAAGCAAAGCAGACGGCUAACGUGUGGUACCUGUGUUUUAUACCAUGGAGUAAUUACCUAUAGCGUUUCCGUCCAACGUUUAAGGGCUUGCAUUGUAGAGGACUGACCAAGCCUUCAUGCUAUAGAGGUGUACCUAUUUGGAGUAACACUAUUGCACUUGGAUUUACUUUGUGAUUCUAAGGAUUUCUACAGAAAAGCAGUGGAUGUACCCAUGUUGGAGUGUGAGUUAUUUUCAUGCUGGGUUUAGACUAGCAUGAAGAAUGAUGGUGGACUUCCACAACCACGGCAGUGUCGGCAGAGUCUUCAUGACGGGAGUACUUACUGUCAUCAUCUUCGUCAUCAGCGGACACGCACUAGGUGACCAGAGUAAUCCCAGGAUAGUGGAACAUCCCGACGAUGACUACGUUGCAAAGAACGAACCAGCAACACUCAACUGCAAGGCCGAAGGCAACCCACCACCCAAAAUUACAUGGUAUAGGAAUGGAAGACGAGUAGUUACCUCCCCUGAAAACCCCUCCUCCCAUCGAAUGUUGUUGAAUAAUGGACAGCUUUUCUUCCUUCGUGUGAUUCACAACAAGAAUUACAAGCCAGAUGUUGGAGUGUACUACUGCAAUGCAACUAAUAUUCAUGGAAGUGCUAUCAGUCGAAAUGCAACACUAGAAAUAGCAGUUUUACGAGAUGAGUUUCGAGAGGUACCGUCUUCUGCGACUGUGGCUACAGGGGAGACUGCAACAUUCCACUGCAAACCCGAAGGGGAGCCGGAACCGAAGGUUCUGUGGCGAAAAAAUGAAGACCCUUUGACGAUAGAUGGACGAAUAUCUAUGAAUAACAAUGGUGACCUAGUAAUUGAGAAUGUCCAGGUGACAGACGGUGGCGAAUACACAUGUCUGGCUUUAAACAAGGGAGGCGAGAAACUCAGUCCGCGUGCAAGACUCACUGUAUUGGAAAAACCUAAGAUUCGUCAGCUCCCGGAUGAUAUCCAAGCAAAGGAAGGUGAUACCGUUGAACUAAAGUGCCAGGCUGUAGGUGAUCCUGAACCGACUGUCACAUGGAAAAAGCAGGAUGGCCGAAUACCCUAUGGGAGAGCACGGCAGCUGAACGACGGCACUCUGCGGAUAGAGAUGGUACAAGCUGAGGAUGACGGCCAGUACAUCUGUGUGGCGGAGAACCUGGCUGGAACGGUGGAAGCAGUGGGCAGACUCUCCAUCCAGACGGAUCCCUCCUUCCUGAUCAAACCUCUGGACCAAGUGGUGGGCCUCGGUCGCACAAUAACACUGCAGUGUGUUGUCACUGGCAACCCAUCACCAACUGUCUUCUGGAGCAAAGGAUCGGAACAGCCUUUGAUGUUCCCGAACCAAGAAAGCGGCAGAUUUUCUGUGGCAGAAGAUGGAACAUUUAGAAUUGAGCGCGUGCAGUUUGAAGAUGAAGGAGAAUACGUGUGUCAGGCUUUGAAUGUCAUCGGUAGCGCCAAAGCUACGGCUCGGAUUGAUGUUAGACAAAGAACGUAUUCUAAUGAACAAGACUCCCGACCUCCACCAAUCAUCAAGCUGGGUCCCCAGAAUCAGACACUUCCGCCGGACGAAAUGGCAAUGCUGCCAUGCCAAGCUACUGGGAACCCCCAGCCAACCAUCAGGUGGUAUAAGAAAGACCGACCAAUCCUCGGCACCAAUCCACGUCAGGUGAUUCUGGACUCGGAACUCUGCAAAUAUCAGAUGUACGGGCCAGCGACUCUGACAUGUAUACAUGUAAAGCUGUCAGCGAGACAGGAGAGACCGCUUGGAGUGCUUACCUUAAAAUUACUGGCCGAGGUCCCUACAGGCGGACACAGAAAUCUCAGAUUUCCAGGGAGACCUCUGAAGCCCGUGGCAACAGAUGUGACCGACACAAGUGUUCACCUAACGUGGCAGCCCAACACCAAGAAGAAAGGAGAUUCACCAACCUUUGCUUUCAUUGUGGAGUAUUUCAGCCAUGAGACAGAACAGGGAUGGGUUGUGGCCUCCAAUUCUAUCACCCACGAGAGUUUCACCGUCCAUGGCCUUGAACCGGAGACACAUUACGUGUUCCUUGUGCGAGCUGAAAACUCUCAUGGAAUCAGCCAACCCAGUGAGGUAUCCGAUCCAGUUGUCACAAGAGAGCGAAGAAAACCUAAUAAGAAGAUCAAUUUGCCCAAGUCUGUGAUCAGGGAGAAGCUGGAUGGAAUGGUUGUGGAGAUCAUGAAAGGGGAGGCCAUUAACGCCACCGUCAUCAAGGUCACGUGGAGGGUUUUGAAAGGGAGAGAUGCGAUUGGUGGCUUCAUCAUUGAAUAUAAGAAGAUCACGGAUCUUCGGCGAAUGACCUACGGGACAGUUAUAACCAAGAAGGUCCUGGACCCAUACAGCACCUCCUACAUGCUGUACAACCUCCACAGCUAUGCCUGGUAUGAGAUCUGCAUCAAGGCUUAUGGCGGUGAAGUCAAAUCCCAGUGUAGCAGUCCUGUUAAAGUGCCGACAAAGGAAUCAGUGCCGUCUGCUCCCCCAGAAAACAUCAUCAUCCACAAGGAACAGGAGACUGUGAUCCACAUCCGAUGGUCUCCUCCUCCGAAGCCGAAGAGGAAUGGAGAUAUCCAAGGCUAUGAUAUAUACUGCAUGGACAAUGACCGGAAACACAACUGUAGCCUGUCGACCAAUGAUACGACAUCAAGUGCCCUUGUUAGAAACAUUGAUGCCGACCUAACGUACAGGAUAAGACUAGCAGCCAAGACCAGCAAGGGCCUGGGUGUGUGGAGCAAAACAUUCGUUGUUGGACCGGAGCAGCCGAACAUAAUGAAAGAACCCUGGUUUAUUGGAAUGCUGAUCAGCACAAUUGGAGGGACAUUGUGGCUUGCACUUUGCAUCUUUAGUGUAUGGCUGUGUCGUAAACGUAAAAAUAGGAAAAAGUUGGCUCAGAAUGGAAUGUACAGUGCUGUACCUGUUCACAAGUCAGAUGAAUCAGCCAGAGGUGGCAAUGUUUUGUCCAGAGAAGAUGUGGUGUAUGCGCAGAAAGAUGGAAACAUGCACAGUAACCUGUCAGGCUAUGGCGUUCUUCAAUCCGACCUGGCUUCCCUGCUGGACUCCGGCAACAAGGAUGUGGAGCUGAAGGACCAGAACAUCUACAACUCUGCCGGCAUGAUGCCCCAGAUGAAGACGUUCUACCAGAAACCAAACUCCGUACCUGUCUCAGUUGCCCCCUACGCCACCACCACUCUCAUCAACACCAGCAACCAAACUGGACGACCCAUACAAACCAGUGGAAUGGAGAGUGCUUUCCGCCCAAUCAACCAUGCCUACGUCCAUAGCAGUGCCAGUGGGUCUGGAGACAGCUGCCAGAAACCGGAACUACGGACCAGCGAUUCCAACACCGACAACAGCAGACCCAACACAGGGUGUACCCACGACGAGAUCCAGUGCUUGGCCAGUCCUGGCAGCGAUAGUGGUAGCCUCACUACAGAUGAAUAUGGAAUGCCUGUCAAGAGGACAAAGAAAGCGAAGCCAUGUUGCCAGGGAAAACAGGCCAUGGUCAACUGGGCAGAACUACUCCCACCUCCCCCGGAACAUCCCCCUCCAAGCGACAUUGGAACCCCCCCAGAAUCGCCCAUGAAUACUCUCAACAGAAUGGAACGUCAACGUCAAAUGAAUAACCGUAGUCCUCUUUCUCCUGUCUCCAAGAUUUCGGCAUGUUCUUGCCCUGUUCCUCACGACCGAAUGCCAGCAAACAUUAGGUGUGUGCCAUACUCUGAUACUGAGUUCGGAACCCAGCCAAGGAUGCACGAUUGUCGGCCAUAUUCUCCCAAACAGCUCAAUAACAACCGACAAAGGACUCAGUCUCCAACACACGAUGGGAGGGCCCAGUCCCCACGUGGGUUCAUGUACCCUCCGUGUCACGGGGGAGGUAAUGAUUGUCACAUAUACCUACAGCGUCCGUAUCACAGUGACGCCGAGCGAACACACAUGCCAAUGCAGGCUUACGGACCCACGUCAUUACAUGGAUAUAAAAUUAAACAGAUGGAGAAUGAUCUUAGACAUUUAAGCGAUCCUGAACAGGGUCCUCUCCCUCCGUCUCGGAUGUGUCCUCAUAGCAUGAAUUCCACAGAGAACCCCCUGAUGGACCGGGCGUGUCAGUCCUCUCUCCCCAGCCUCGCCAGUGAAUGCAUGCACUCUCCUGUGUGUCACGGCAGGAACGCUGACUCCCCCACGUCGGAGGAUCUUCAGGAUUAUGCAGGGGAGUCUGAUAUGGAGGGGAACAGACUGACGGACUGCCCCACCCCGGACUCCAGCAUGAACGGGGAGGGAGACGGAAGUGUAUCUGGCUCCGUACUAGCAUCAUGGGCAAGUGUUACCGACCAAAGCAAUACCAGUUGUAGUAGUCUAAGAUCUAGUGCUGCCAGUUCAAGUGAAGGCUCAUUUCUUGCCGCAGAAACCGAUUUUGCCACGGCUGUUGCUCGUGCGGCAGAAUUGUCAGGAAUGACUGUGGUGGGAACUACCGUGUCAGAUCCCAAGAAUGGGAAGAAAUACAGGAAGCAUCAUCGUCAACAGCGACCAACCAGCCCCUACAGUACAGACAGCAACUACAGCGCUGUGGUUCAUAAACCCUAUCCAAGGUCACAACGAAAGAAACAACUUGUUGAUCAAGCCAAGAAGUAUGGCUGCCGUGGCCGUACUGACCAGAUGGACUCAUGCCUGUCCUACGCACCCUGUGAUAGCCAGAAUGGAGUCGCUGACCUACCCAUGUACUACAGACCCAAUUUCCCAAUGCCCGCCGCCCUACCCACAAGUCCAUGUGGUUCCACUCGGUCAUCUUUGUCUGGGAAGAGCCAAGCUGGCUACAUGUCUCCAGGAAUGGCCAACAAUGGCCACAUUUACUGCACGAUACCCCGCAUUGCCACCCCCACAAGACCCCAUGUACGGCUCCCAGGACGGCAGUGUGUAUGGUAUACCCAUGCCACCGUCAAAUAGCAAUCUGUAUCAGUCAGGGAGUGAUAUCCCCAUAGCAUAGAAAAUUGAUGUGGAAAGUGAGCUUGAUGAAUUGGUCACAUGACCUGUGAUGGCUUUAGAUGACUUCAUGCUAAAUUGCUAUAAUGUCUAGCUGGUGGAAUGUGGAUCUAAAGAAAUUGUGUGUGUAGAUGAAGAAGAUUGCUUUGUAACCAUAGUGACCAUGUAUGGUUGGCAUGGCAACAUGGCAGGGUUGCCCUGUCUAUGCUUCAUGUGAUAUCCGCUUCAGUGGUAUCUGUGUACAUGGCACUGCAUGUCUACAUGACGGAUCGGCAGGACAGACAGUGUAUGAUACAAGCCAAGAUCCACGUGUCCAACAGGUUAUCUGUAGACUAGCAGCAUGGCUGUCACAGCCAUGAGCGAUCUGUGAAAGAAGUCAGGACUAACACUAGCAAUAUUGUUGGUUCGCAUACUUUUGAUUGGCAAUAUACCAAUCCUCUGAAUGUGGAGUACAGUACCUGGAUCCAGGAAGAUCCGUGAAAGCAGUCUACAACUGUCUGAGAGGAGAUCCAUCACUUUUGGUGCUAGAUUUGAUCCAAACUGGAUGGUUCAGCUAGAAGGACAUUCAUACCUCGUGUGCAGUGGUAGAAAAUUCUAAGACACCAAAUUACCUCGGCCAAAAGACAUAAAUCAUGCAUCCGUUGAGGUGGCAAGUGAGGAUAAAUGAAGCACAUUUCAUACGAAAACAUAUAAACUGAUCUUUUCCCGUGCAAAUGGAAAUGGAAGAGAGUUGUCUUGAGAACUAGAACAGUGAUGAACGGUCUCUCCACUGCUCUUCGAUGUUCUUCACUCAAAUUGUGUGAAUUCACUGGACACAUUGGGAGUAUUCUACUCGUGUGACGUGUGACGUGCAAUGAAAGGCAAUGUACUGCUUGUGCUGCCCACAAAGAAACACAUCUUCUAUCCAGGUCGACAUUUGUGUGAGGUAACACCAAAGGAUCCCUCAGAGCGGUGCACUAUCAAGUACUGUUUAGACAGGUGCCUGUUGUGUGAUCGACCUCUGUAGUACUCCCAAAUAUAUUUCCCAUCAGAGUUAGAAAUGUGCAACCAAAACCACAACUACUGUAGAGGCGCUUUCAAAGGAAAUGUACAGGACAAAAAAAAGGUUUUGUGGGCUCAUCAUCCGUUUGCUCUGCUAUGACCUUCGCCAAGGUUAUUGUCGCUGUUAAGUUCAUCAGUGCUUGUUGACCUUUAACCAUUGACCUUCAGCUGUAUAUGGUGCUAAGAAAUCCAUUCAGAGCAUUUAUUGCGAUUCACUGUUCACGGAGUCUACUACAUUGUACAUAGUUCUGCAUAUUCUCCAAGGAUGGCGUGUUUGAAAGUGCUAAUGGAUUUCAUAAUGCCGUCGAAUACAUACGGUCGCGUCUUGCCAUAAACUAUAACAUUAUUCUCUGGAAACCAGUCCUAUUGGAAACUGCAUCAUUUUUUACGUAGACAGUUGGACCUAUACACGAUUGUUGCGGCAGUAGGUUUGUAGUUGCCGCUGCAAGUUUGUUUCCUAUGGACUAUGAAGAUAUAUAUUUGCUAUUCAUUCGUCGAGCAGAAUUGCGGAACCCCGGCAUUGUUUCUCGUUCCUCCAUUUUGAUUACCAUAUAGCUGUGCCCUAGAUCUGUCAUACGAGAAUAUACGGAUGUAUAUUUGUGUGGAGGAGCCAUGUUUCCCACUUAAUUGGAUGUAUGUGUUGAAUAUGGCAGGUUGGACUCAUAGAGGGAAGAGAUUUUCGUGCUUUUGUUAUACAAACAUUGACAAUUUGUACACCAGUUUUACCUAGCAACAGCUUUGUGAGUCUGUCCUGCAAAUAAUAUCAUCCUUCAUUUCACAGAAAGAUGGACGCAUGUGUCAUAUCUCUCCGGGAAAUGUGUACAUAUGAAUAUGCAUAUUUAUAUAGGAACCCCUGCAUAAAUUUGGAUCAAUUCCUGGCGAGUUUUCGUCGUUGUCAUAAUAAAAAACUACAUUUUCCUUCUAUUUUAUUGAUCUCCAUUCAAUGGAAAGUCUCAAGUAUUUAUUUAUUAGUUCUAGCUAAUUUGAGUUUGUAAUGAAAUUUCAUGUCUGUGGCUCGUUGUGCUCACAAACCAUUUGUUUUUGAUGAGCAGAUGAAACAAACAUAAUCUACAGCAAAGCCCAGUAAAGAAAUUAAAGUGGUUUUUUUUGCAUAAGUCUACAUUGAUCAGUAUUUUUCAACCAUUUAUGCAGAUUUGACGUUGUCUGUGAAUGUAAGGGUACAGAUUGUGUAUAGCAUCUUGUUUCAUGUACAUUGCUUGUCUCAAUUACUGUACAGCGGGUUAUUACACUAGUGGAGGCCGACCAAUCAGUAUGCAUAAUGGAGAAUACAGUUUAUUUGUUGGGGUAAACUCUUAAAAUGUUCAUGUUUUGUAAGCCAAUCAAAUUAGCAUCAGCUGAGUUCACUUUGAAUGUGAAAGUUCCGAUUUUGUUUUCGUAGGUUUUGAUAACGUAGCUAUUCAUAACCUUUGCUUUGAAAUGUAAGAGUUGAUCUGCUAAACCGUACUUUAGGAAUAUCAGAGAAUCAGACAUAAACUGCAAUAGUUUCACACUGUGAUAUUUCUGGUUUGAAUAUUUGGGAUUAUUUUUUUGUUUGUUUCAUUAAGGUUUGUUUUAUACCAAUCCCGUGUCUAUGAAGGUAUAUGUGCGAUUGUGUUUCUCAUGUACAGACAGGAGCAGACUUUGCAGAGUACGACAAAUCCAACCAUGGAGGAAUAGUUACACAAAUUCAUUCAUAUUUUUGAAGAAGGGGUCCCAAAUAUGACCCUGUUCUAGAACUAACAUGUAAUGCACGACAACCCUGUGCAUCAUUUAUCGACAAGAUUGAAGAAACUAUGUUCUAAACAACUAUUGUCAUUUAUUACUUCCCAGUGACAAGUAGACGGUUUUGUAUACCCUGUAUGUUCUCAUUCUUAAAAGCAAUAUCAUUGUGGAUUUUAUACAUAUUGUACAGUCAUCUGUUAAUUUUGUAUCUAUGUAUGUAGGUAUUUAUUGUUCUAUAUUUUGUGUGCGUAACCAACGUUGAAAUGUAAAUAAAAUGUCUGUAUAGUGAUUGGAAAAAAGACUGGAUUUGUAAACUGUCUUUUCUCUGCUGUCAAAAUCCUACCACAUUUGCAUGGUGCAAGAAAAGCAAAGCCAAAAUGCAGCCUUCUUUUUCUGUCAGGAUAUAAAGGUCUGAGAUGCUGUCAUACAAGUGUUGUUUUUUGUUUGAACUCCGUACGGAAACAAAUUAACAACACAAUGGAUGGGCAAUCACCUAGUAACUUCUAAAGACCAUGUUAUUUUCUUCUGGAUCAUUUCGGUUGAUCAAUACUGGUACGUAUUUGCCGAUUCUUGCUAAAAAUGGUAUAACAUGUACCUUUUAUUCCAAAAAGAAAUCUAAUUCUUCAAAUUGAUGUUUCCACUUGCUCAAUGAAGCUGUUUGUGCUUAAGACACUUUCUCUAUACUGUAUUAUAUUGAAUACUUGCUGCCUCCGCCGCCGCCUCGGUUUCUACUUGCAACAGUGUCAAAUCUGUAUUUCCUGCAGUCUGCCGCCAAUCAUGUAGCCAAGUUUAAGUUCUAUCAAAAGGAUGUAUUGUAUCAUAAGUUCUGAUCUGCCCUGUUCUAAUCGCUGACUGUUCUAUGUGACUAGAUUUGAAGUAAAAGGAGCAAAAAUAUUGAAUUUA